AUGGAAUCCAAAAGAAAUGGUGUGUUUUCUGAAUUCGAUGGAUUUCCUUGGCAUAAUUUACCUCGAAAGGAGCGCGUUUGUAAUAUAUUAAGGCAUUAUACUUCGCUAAGAUCCCAUGCUGACAAAGAAAAGUUUUAUGCUUUUCUAAAGGAUACACUUCAAAAGUUUGAAUCUUCUGAGAAUGAUACUAACUAA
Theileria annulata is the source of this 195-nucleotide messenger RNA. RefSeq lists its product as uncharacterized. The record is from RefSeq and is a predicted model, not a curated record. The transcript has 2 exons. Lineage: Eukaryota; Apicomplexa; Aconoidasida; Piroplasmida; Theileriidae. The coding region runs from base 1 to 195 and encodes 64 amino acids.